Messenger RNA from Symbiodinium sp. CCMP2592, 459 nucleotides. The record is from the annotation of a GenBank genome assembly. Lineage: Eukaryota; Dinophyceae; Suessiales; Symbiodiniaceae.
AUGGCUGGAGCUAUUUGGGUUCGGCCCUCGUGGACUUCGGGUGACGACGUGCACACGAAACUUGCGGUCAGGCGCGUCAAACGACUGGCGUGCUUCCCCGUCGGUCUCAACGAGAGCGAGAUGGAGAACAGCACUGGCUGCAGUCUGGAAGACACCAGUGAUUCUGCGAUGAUGAGACGGUUGCCGGGGUCGAGCCAGGCAGAUGAUUCAGAUAUGCCGAAUGCCUCCGAAGACAGUGACAUCAUGGCAAGCGACAACAUGUCGGAAGACAACAUGUCGGAGGAAGACAACAUGACUGAAGAUGACGAAGGCGAAGAGGAUGAAAACGAAAGCAACGACAGCAACGUGAGCAGCGGUCACGCUUGGUGGUAUUGGCAGCCAGCUUUGAGCUCAAGGUUGAUCUUUCCCUUUCCGUGCCUUUCCACCCUUCCUUGGAGAUUCAAAGAAUUUGGUUGGUAA